This is a messenger RNA of Salvia splendens (bonfire salvia), 3936 nucleotides long. RefSeq lists its product as uncharacterized. The record is from RefSeq and is a predicted model, not a curated record. The transcript has 7 exons. Bases 2762 to 3826 code for a protein of 354 amino acids. NCBI's taxonomy places the organism in Eukaryota, Viridiplantae, Streptophyta, Magnoliopsida, Lamiales, Lamiaceae.
UAUUUCCGCUCGAUCUUGAAUGAAAAUUCUCCUUUAAUUCCCACUACGGAUGAAUCCUAUAAAUAGAAGAUAGAAAGAGUUGGAUUGCAUAGAUAAACAUAAUUAAGAAUUAUAGCAAAAAAUAAGAUCGGAGAUGAGGAGGGGAGAGAGUUCAAGUUCAUCGUCGAACACCACAGUCGCCGUCCCCGAAUUCGAUUUCUUCAAACGAAAACCGCACCGGCCCCCGACGCAUCCACCACAUUCCCCCACCUCUGCCGCUGUUCUUGAUAAGAAGUGUGGUCAACGAAGAUGAUGCGAAGAUGAUGUUCGAGAAGACUCUGGGGUUUUGGGACGUCAAUUACUGGCCGAACCAUCUUUCUCUGAGGUCGGAGGAGAUGGCGUUGUGGGCUCUGAAACAAGAAGAGAGAAGCAAAUUGGCGACAGAUGGGUUUCUUGAUAACCCAAUCUCUGGCUCAACAUUUAGAGUUAACAUUUUAUUAUAGUAACUAGAUAGUGAAAAUGAAUAUUAUUCCAGGAAGAGAGUGGAUGUAUAAGAGAAAAUUUCCCACUGGAGAAUUCAAUCAGGAUUUUAUUGAUGGAUUAGAUGAGUUUAUAAAUUUUGCUAUUCAACACCCUUCUAGAAUGGAUGGCUCGAAAAUUAGAUGUCCAUGUGCACGUUGUGAUAAUAUCAAAUAUUUUCAUACGGACAGGGUGAAGGAGCAUCUUGUGAAGAAGGGGUUUACUCGGAAUUAUUAUGAUUGGAGAUUUCAUUACGAUGUUGGAGCACCGUCUGAUGUCGGAGCAUCGUCACAGACAUAAUCCAUGGAUUUUGAUACACCAUCAAAUCCAUACCAGCAUAUGGUGCAGGAUGUGUGGGGACAAUCAAGUGCUCACGAGCCUUGGCAAUAUGUUCCGCCUACGUACAUGCCAGAGCCCCCCAUUAAUGAGUCGCAACAGUUCUAUAAUAUGUUAGAAGCGUCUAAGUCUGAUUUGUGGGCUGGAUGUGAUUAUUCUGAGUUGUCAACAAAUGCUCGACUAAUGACUCUAAAGUCUGAACAUCAAUUGUCUCAACGAGCUGUUGACGAGUUGUGUCAGUUUAUGGAAGAGCAUUUGCCGAAACCGAAUCGUAUGCCUAACGGUUUUUAUAAGUGCAAGAAACAAAUGCAGGCUUUAGAUAUGCCUGUUCUCAAGAUACAUUGUUGCACGAAAGGGUGCAUGAUCAAUUGGAAAGAAGACGAAAAUAGGACCGAAUGCAAAGUUUGUGGUCAUGCUAGAUUUAAGGGUAAUGGCAGUCGUCCAUUCAAGAAGAUGUACUGUUUUCCUCUAUGCCCAAGAUUAAGAAGUUUGUAUGCAUUUGAAGUUACAGCUCAAUCAAUGCGAUGGCACGCAGAGAACGCCCAGACUUCAGGGGAGAUGCGUCAUCCGGCGGAUUCUGCAGCCUUGAAAACAUUCGACAAGACACAUCCCCUAUUUGCUUCUGAAUCAAGAAAUGUCAGGUUGGCACUUAGCACAAAUGGAUUUCAACCAUUUGGUCAAUCUGGUUCAUAGUACUCAGUAUGGCCGGUGAUUUUAACUCCAUUCAAUUUGCCUCUGUGGAUGUGCAUGAAAAAUCCAUACAUGUUUCUCACUGUGAUUGUGCCUGGUCCGAAGAAUCCAAAACAGAAAAUUGAUGUAUUUCUACAACCCAUGAUUGCAGAGCUCAAAGAUUUAUGGACUGAAGGAAUUCCAGCAUAUGAUAUAUCAAGAAAAUAGAACUUUCAAUUGCACACAGUAUUGAUGUGGACUAUCAGUGACUUCCCCGCAUAUUCAAUGUUAUCCAGAUGGAGCACAUCUGGGCACCGUGCAUGUCCAUAUUGUAUGGAGGACUCACGAGCUUUCUCCCUGAAGCAUGGACGAAAAACCACUUGGUUUGAUUGUCAUAGGAGGUUUCUCAAUAGAAAUCACCAAUUCCGCAGAGACAAAAAGAACUUUAUGAAGAACAGAACUGAGCAUUCUGGUCCUCCUCCGUUCUUAAAAGGAGAAGAGAUACUUGAUAACUUGGAACAAUUUGAAUUCCAUAGAGUGUUUGAUGAAGGUGCAGAAACAGCAAACUCCAAGUUGAGUAAGAUUUUUGGAUGGAAUAAACGAAGCAUAUUUUGGGAUCUCCCGUAUUGGAUGACAAAUGUGAUUAGUCACAACCUGGAUGUCAUGCACAUAGAGAAGAAUGUUUUCGACAAUAUCUUCAAUACCAUCAUGAAUGUAGAAGGCAUGACGAAGGACAAUGCCAAUGCAAGAAGAGAUUUGGAAGAGAUUGGUAUAACACCUGAACUUUGGCCAUAUGGCGGGAAAUAUCAUAAGGCUAAUUUCACGCUUGACAAAGAAAGUUAAGCUACCAGAGCAGCCAAGUUCUAUUGUCGCCAAGGUGCUUUUCUUUUGAUCAUGUUUACACCCACUUGUUGUUCCUAGUAGGGAAGAAAUGUACCUGACUUAGCUUCGUUGAUCUAAUUUAUCUAUAAAUUUUCUCCUGAGCCCUAGUAUGAUAUGUUUCUUAUUGUCUCCCAGUGCAUAACUUGCAUAUUUAUCAUAACCUGAUGAUACAAAUUUUUUCAUAACUAGUUUAGGAAUGGACAGGAACAAUUCUCUUGCUAUUCGCUUGCUUGCUGUUUCCACAAAUCUGAAUGUAUCUUGCUUUCAUUCAUGAACAUCAUUUUAUUCAUUCAUCAAAAUGUCAUUUAACAUGUAGAAUAGCACCAAGAAUUUGAAAAUAGAGAAAAUAUUACAUAAUGUUUGAACUUAUAGUUAAAUGCCUAGAGGAGGAUUUACCGGACGACUUAGAGAAGCCUCAUCCCGUGGCACUCAGCUUAAGGAACUAGUGGACGUUCCUCCUGAGAUAGAGAAUAUCUUCACACUUUUUGACAUAGAAGUGUCACCAGAAGAAGAAGGGGAUGAAGAAACAGUUGGAGUACAUUCACCAAUAGCACCUGAUCAACCUGAUCUCCCUGAUCGAUACGGAAGAAAAAUCAUACAUCUUAGGGAGGAUGGAAUGCUCUACCCUACCAAAGAUGUAUCCAAUAUUUGUCUUGAUGUUUUUCAUAAGAUUGUUCUCCCAGACGCCUUCUUUCAAAAAAGUCUUAAGCAACACCACAUUGAAGUUUAUUGGCUGGAAUUCAAGAAACAUGCUAACGUCGAGAAAUAUGAUCAAAAUCUCGCGUUAGAUGCAUUUAAAAGAAAAUGCAAAGUUAGGUAUGGAGAUUAUAUCAGCAAGAUGAGAAAGGCAAAAAAGAAACCAACCUACUUCCUUGGCGCCGUGUGGAAUGACUAUUGUAAAGCUUGGAAUACGGCUGAUGCUAUAAAGGCUUCCAAAAGACGUUCGAACAAUCGCAGACAGGGGAAAGUGAAGGCUCUUGGCACACAUGCUAAUGGCUGUGUUGCAUUUGAUGUGACAGCCAAAAAAAUGGCUAAAGAGAACCAUAGAAAUCUCCCUCCAUUUUGGGAACUAUUUCUCAAGACUCAUAGGCUAAAGGACUCAUACGAGUUAUGUUCACAACAAGCCAAAGAAAUUGAGGAGAGAGUUUUGGCAAGGGCUGAAGAGUUGCGUGCUGAAGGGGAAGAUCCAGAUUACGAUGCAAUCUUUCUCGAGCUUUUUGGGAGGGCUAAGAAAAGGAAACAGGUUCCUGGAGCUGGGCAAGCGACAAGCAUGUAUUUUCCAUGUGCUACCAGCUCAGCUGCGGGCUAUGCAUCUUCCGGCUCAUCUUCCGGCUCGUCUGGCCUCAGCACUGAGCAGGUUGAUGAGCUUCUCGAGCGACGAGUACAGCCUUUGCAUCAAGAGAUCGAAGAAUUGCGGGAGCUAGUAAAAGUCCUCCGUUAGCAAGUUCAAGAGUGUAGAAGAAGUGGCUAGUAGUAUUUGAACUAAAUAGUGGAAACUAGUAGUAUUUGAACUUAAUUUGUGAUUUGAUUGAAUUGAAGUGUGAAACAAUA